CAGUUGAGCAGGCAAGGCUGGAGAGCCCCAUGGAGCAUUUCGUCCCUUGCCAGCCCCGGGCUUCGGUUCAAGCAUCGCAGGGGGCAGCGGCCAAACCUGCAGGUGUGCCCCGGCCAUCCCGGGCCGGGCUCCUUUCACAGGGCUGGCCAGGCCUUCUGCCUUUGACCAGGCGCCUCGUUCGCCGCCGCGCUGGCGAGGGGAAGUUCUACCAGCUGGCGGGCGACGCCUCCAGCGAGCUGGUGCCCGCAGCCUUCGGCCCCCCAGGAGUCGUGGUGGGCGGAUGGACGGACACAGAGCUAGAAGAGUUUGUUGGUCCUUUGCUGGAGGAGACAGCUGCGGAGCCAGGCAUGCCGGUUCGUGUACUCAGCGAGGAAGAUAUGGAUCGCAGCCUAGAGGAGGUGCUUAGCAGUCUGCCGGAGAUGGAUUCGGUAUUGCCUGAGAUGGGUGCCGAGGCCCGGCUUGCUCGGCCUGUGGUGCUUUUCAGCGGCUGGCCCCCUGAGCCCAUGCUGAAGGCGGUGAGGCAGCUUCGAGGUUUGGCAGCUCAGAAGGCGCUGCGGGAGUCCAUGUCGGCCAUGGCUGUGCCACGGGCUAUGUCCAAAUCCCUUCGCCAGCUCGUGGAGGAGAUCAAGGGAGACUUCGAGCUGAAUCAAGGCGAAGAAAGCAACAUUUGCUCGCCGCCUUGAAGGGGAGCUGAAUGGUUUGGGG
Messenger RNA from Effrenium voratum, 705 nucleotides. NCBI's taxonomy places the organism in Eukaryota, Dinophyceae, Suessiales, Symbiodiniaceae. The record is from the annotation of a GenBank genome assembly.